GCCGCGAGGGCGGUGCAAUGGCACCAAGUAGCCUCGCCAGCCUGCGCUCCAGAGGCUGCGCGCCAACGGGAGAGCGAGCGCGUAGACGGCAGGCAGGCUGGCUGCCUGGUUGGGCGUGAGGGUCCGGCUGCUGGGGAAGGAGGGAGCCUCCCCCUGGCCCUCCUCCCGCUUCCCCCCUCCCCGCCCGCACAGCCGCCUGGGCCUGGGCCGGGCUUGGGCCGAGAGGCGGAGGCGCUCGGCACAGCCUUAAAACUUUCCGGAGCGGCCGUGGCGCUUGGGGGCAAUGUGGCUGCUGUGGCUGCUCCUGGGCUCGGCGGAAGGCCAACAGUUGCCUUGGAAUAACUUCACAAAUGAAUGUAAUAUUCCUGGAAACUUCAUGUGCAGUAAUGGACGUUGCAUCCCAGGAGCCUGGCAAUGUGAUGGGCUGCCAGACUGCUUUGACAAAAGCGAUGAGAAGGAAUGCCCAAAAGCCAAAUCUAAGUGUGGCUCCACCUUCUUCCCCUGCGCGAGUGGAAUUCACUGUAUCAUUGGCCGCUUCCGAUGCAAUGGUUUUGCAGACUGCCCUGAUGGCAGCGAUGAAGAAAACUGCACAGCGAAUCCCUUGAUAUGCUCUACUGACCGAUUCCACUGCAGGAACGGUUUGUGCAUUGAUAAAAGCUUUAUGUGUGACAAUCAGGAUAACUGCCACGACAACAGUGAUGAGGAUAGCUGUGGAAACCCUUCUGAAGCUGGCAGCGACCAGAAUUAUGUGACCUCGGAGCCUCAGCUGAUCUUCUAUCCCAGCAUCACCUAUGCAGUCAUUGGCAGCUCUGCCAUUUUUGUGCUGGUAGUGGCCCUCCUUGCCUUGGUUUUGCACCACCAGCGAAAGCGCAACAACCUCAUGACGCUUCCUGUGCAUCGACUGCAGCACCCCGUCCUCCUCUCCCGGCUGGUUGUCCUCGACCACCCACACCAGUGCAGUGUCACCUACAAUGUCAACAACGGGGUCCAAUACAUGUCCAACCAGGCCUACCACAGGCCACCAGACCUGGACUCCCCACCAUCCUAUUCAGAAGCUGUGCUUGACCAAAGACCACCGUGGUUUGAUCUUCCUCCACCUCCUUAUUCCUCAGAAUCAGAAUCCCAGAAUCACAUAGAACUCCCUCCAUAUCGCUCUCGGACUGGGAGUGUGGCAAGCACAGAUGCUACAGCGGCAAGAAGUCCAGGGACUGUGGACAGUAGUCGAACAAGAAGCACCGCUUCCAGUGUGGACUCUCGCGGCGCACUGUGUGAAAUUACAGCUGAGCAGAUUGACUCUCUGAUCAAUUCAGAUUCUGUCAGAGCGCUGUAAACA
Lacerta agilis (Sand lizard) is the source of this 1333-nucleotide messenger RNA. It is a transcript of the gene LDLRAD3, whose product is annotated as low density lipoprotein receptor class A domain containing 3. The record is from RefSeq and is a predicted model, not a curated record. Gene Ontology annotation, cellular component: plasma membrane. The transcript is spliced from 6 exons. NCBI's taxonomy places the organism in Eukaryota, Metazoa, Chordata, Lepidosauria, Squamata, Lacertidae. Bases 284 to 1330 code for a protein of 348 amino acids. Gene Ontology annotation, biological process: receptor-mediated endocytosis. Gene Ontology annotation, molecular function: protein binding.